Dendronephthya gigantea is the source of this 2457-nucleotide messenger RNA. RefSeq names its product runt-related transcription factor 1-like. NCBI's taxonomy places the organism in Eukaryota, Metazoa, Cnidaria, Anthozoa, Malacalcyonacea, Nephtheidae. The record is from RefSeq and is a predicted model, not a curated record. The coding region runs from base 293 to 1798 and encodes 501 amino acids. Gene Ontology annotation, cellular component: nucleus. Gene Ontology annotation, molecular function: RNA polymerase II cis-regulatory region sequence-specific DNA binding; DNA-binding transcription factor activity, RNA polymerase II-specific; ATP binding. The transcript has 4 exons. Gene Ontology annotation, biological process: regulation of DNA-templated transcription.
GUCCCGAUCUUGAGGCGUGUGAUGCCCGGCGCUUCGCGAACCUUCUCGACUUCUAGACGCUUCGAAUUACCGCUGAACGAUCGCAGCCGGUUUCUACUUGCCCGCACGCUGAUUGGCUAAUCGCCAAUAGGCGUACUUAAUACGUCACGAUUAGGGGGAGUUGUUGUGAUGUUAGCUAACGAAGCUCAAGCAAUGUGAAAUCCAUAUAUAUGCAAGGAGUUAAAGGCGACACAUCAUAGUACAUUGACCGUCUUGUUGUGGUUACACAUUCACUGCCACAGAACCCGAAACUAUGACCGCGAUUGAGACAUCGGUUUUACCACGGAAGGUAAAAGGGGAAAGGUCUAUGUGUGAGGCAUUGGCUGAAUACCCAGGUGAAUUGGUUAAGACUGAUUCACCGAAUUUCGUGUGCAGCGUUUUACCGUCGCAUUGGAGAUGCAACAAGACUCUGCCGGUCGCUUUUAAAGUCGUCUCGCUCGGAGACAUUCCGGAUGGAACUACCGUUCACAUUUCGGCCGGGAACGAUGAGAAUUUUGCCGCAGAACUACGAAAUGCUACGGCGAUGAUGAAGAACCAAGUAGCGAGAUUCAACGAUUUACGCUUUGUUGGUCGUAGUGGACGAGGAAAGUCGUUCACGUUGACUAUAACUGUUAACACCGAACCACCACAAGUUGCGACUUACGUGCGAGCUAUCAAAGUCACCGUGGAUGGACCGCGCGAACCUAGAAGACAUCGUGCAAGAAAUGAAGAAAGGGAAUUGCAUCACUCAUACGAGCCGUAUGUUCCACCAUUAGACAGACUAACAGAGUUGGACAUGAGAAGAAACAACUUUGGGCCAUUCACAGAAUUGCAGCCAAACACUUUGCAGCCAUUGCUACCGAGCAAGAUGGCAACGGAUACCUCGUCGUCUUUUGGUCUGCCCGGAGAGUUGCCCAGAGCGCAACCUUCGUGGCCAAGUUUUCAUACCAUUCAAAAUCUAGUGAAUCCUGCAUCGAUGAACAGCCAUCACAACGUUCCUGACAACGGCUUAGUCUACAAUAAUCUACCACAAAACCUCAUUCCUUCUCCCAAACAAACGCCGCUGAUCUCGGCCAUGAAUGGCGAUAAUAUGUCUCCACUUUUUCCACAAAUGUUCACCUCGGACACGCGGUACCCGAGCUCUUCGCAGUACCCAUACCGCGCGAAUGCCACGUCAUCUCCCGCGAGUACCGCGAAUGUGACGUCACCAUCCCUCGGGUUGUUCUCGAGCAACACGGGUCUGGAUGCGAACCAGAAUGUAGUGAACGGUGGACUAACGCACAUGACCAACAAUAUGAACAUGUUAAGCAAUCAAGUGACAUCAUCCAUGGUAAAUAACGGCUUGUUCACGCCGACAACUUCUUUGGGGGACCAAGAUCUUUUAAAUCACGUGACAUCGAGCACGCCGAAGGGCAUGUACCAGAACCAGUCUCAGACCUCCGGUAACCCAAUGCCGCUGACCCAGUCUACUGUGUACUCGAAUAUCGGUAACACGUACCCUCUUCUAAGACCAACGUCCUCUAUUAUGAACCCCGCCCUGGGACUACAUGAUGUCGGGGGGGUGAAACUGCCGCAAACCAACGGGGUUACGUAUACGGACCUCACGAACUCGACUGCAAGCCUAAAUGGGUAUGCGUAUUCACCAAAAGACGAUAGUCACGGGGAUCUGGGCAAGGUAUCCGAUGUUAUGAAUCAUAUUGAGGAACUCAGUCAUGCGCGUAUUAAACUUGAAACCGAGGCUGUACGGAGUAACUCGCCCAAGGUUUGGAGGCCAUAUUGACUAGCCGACAUUCGUUGCGACACAUUGAACUUCAACAACCAGACGCUACUUUGUGUGUGAAAUACGUUUAAGACCAUUUAUAGAAUGGGUUUUAUUAAGUUCAAUCGCUAGAAAUCACUAGAAUUAUGGUAAAAAAGCAAAGGUAGACAAAAGCAUGUCGAUAAUACUCACUUUAAUUGCAUUAAACUGUUGUGGUCUACUUGUUUUGAAGAAAAAGUUUCAUUAAAAGAGCUCGUUUCAAACAGUUUCAUCCUCAGAACUCUUAUUCAUGCAUUCACAAAGUGGGCGAUUUUAUUCCCAGCUUGUGAGUUCAAUGUGACGCGACGCGACGCGACGUGAUAUGCACGAAAAAAACGAUUUAAUUUAUCGUAAAUAUUUAUUUGUAACAUAAUUGCUGUAAAUUAUUCUACAUUAUAUAAGAAUUAAGAGUUUUUAAAACGCGUAAAUAUAUGCAGUCCUUUGGACGAUAUUAGAAUGUCAAGACAUGAAUUAUAAAGAAGGUCGUCAUAUGAAAUAUAAACACGGCCUGUAUUAUAUAUUAUUGUAAAGAGAUCUCUAUAUAUAUAAUUCUAGCAUGCAUCAUUUUCAAAUGUAAAUUUCCUUUUACAAAACUCGUUCGAGUUAGACGAUCUUUUUAUUAAACUAGAUCAAAAAAGAAA